Messenger RNA from Yamadazyma tenuis ATCC 10573, 1282 nucleotides. RefSeq names its product proteasome regulatory particle lid subunit (gene RPN7). NCBI's taxonomy places the organism in Eukaryota, Fungi, Ascomycota, Pichiomycetes, Serinales, Debaryomycetaceae. Gene Ontology annotation, biological process: proteasome-mediated ubiquitin-dependent protein catabolic process. The record is from RefSeq and is a predicted model, not a curated record. Gene Ontology annotation, cellular component: proteasome regulatory particle.
AAAACAUCAUGGAGUUCGAAUCUGACGUGUUACAAAUCCCAGACUACCGCCUCUCCCAGAAAGAGUUCCUUCUUGCGAACACUUCCGAGGCCAGUGCGCGGGCAGCCAUUUUUGAGGAGCUCGCAUCAGAAAUCACUGAGGCAAACAUGGGUCCUUACUACAAGUAUCUUCAUGAACAGUACAGUGAUUUCCCAUAUGUCGAGUCUGUGUACGAGAAAUUGAAUGCAGCCAAUGAGGAACAGCUUUCAGUGUUGCAGGCCAGAGUCAAGGAAGCUGAAAGUGACGAAGAAAGUGAAUUGGACGUUGUGCAAACCAACUUGAAGCUUGCCGAGUACUACACCACGAUCAUUGACCGCCAAAACGCCACUGAUACUUAUAAAAAGACCUUAGAAUUGACUUCCAACACCGGCUACAAAAUCGAUAUGUUGCUUACGCUCACGAGAGUUGAGUUCUUUUUCAAUGACUUCCACGAAGCUGCUAAAUAUUUGGAACAAAUCAAACAAUUGAGUGACAAGGGAGGUGAUUGGGAACGUCGGAAUCGGUUCAAGACAUACAACGGGCUCUACCUUAUGGCCACCAGAAACUUUGCCGAGGCGUCUGGGCUUUUGAUCGACUCUUUGGCGACCUUCACUUCUAGUGAGGUGUGCAGCUAUGAACAGAUUGCCCAUUAUGCCAUUGUCACCGGGGUUUUGUCUUUAAGCAGAACCGAGUUGAAAUCCAAGAUCAUCGACCUGCCAGAAAUAUUAUCCAUCUACUCGUCUGCGCCCGAGCUUGAGCCAUUGGUGAACUUGACCAACACCUUAUACACUUGCCAAUACAACUGUUUGUUCGAGUACUUGCUUCAAACUUACGACCAGUUACUUGUGCCCAACAAGUACCUUGCGCAACAUGCCAAUUAUUUCUUGCGGGAGUUGAGAUGCAAAGCCUACAGACAGUUGUUGGAGAGUUAUAAGCUGUUGUCCUUAAAGUCGAUGGCCCGUAACUUCAACAUCUCGGAAGAGUUCUUGGACAACGACUUGUGUAAGUUUAUCCCCAACAAGAAGCUCAACUGCACAAUCGACAAGGUCAAUGGGAUCAUUGAAACCACUCGUCCGGACAAUAAGAACAGUCAGUACCAUUUGUUGAUCAAGCAGGGUGACGGAUUGUUGACCAAAUUGCAGAAAUACGGAGCGGCGGUGAAGUUAAGCGGAGCUGAGCGUGUGGUCUAGACGACAUCCAAACGGAUAGAGUGGAGUUUGCAUAUAUCGCCAUAACCACAUAUAGAAACUAAUGUAAACCGAAA